Messenger RNA from Eurypyga helias (sunbittern), 714 nucleotides. RefSeq names its product E3 ubiquitin-protein ligase TRIM62-like. The transcript is spliced from 6 exons. NCBI's taxonomy places the organism in Eukaryota, Metazoa, Chordata, Aves, Eurypygiformes, Eurypygidae. The annotation marks the transcript as partial. Gene Ontology annotation, molecular function: protein binding. Gene Ontology annotation, biological process: innate immune response; positive regulation of canonical NF-kappaB signal transduction. The record is from RefSeq and is a predicted model, not a curated record.
CGGGAGCUGAAGGAGCAGCUCCAGGGGCUGCAGGAGAGCGAGCGCGGCCACACGGAAGCCCUGCACCUCCUCAAACGGCAGCUGGCCGAGACCAAGUCCUCAGCCAAGAGCCUGCGGGUGACGAUUGGGGAGGCUUUCGAGAGGCUGCACCGGGCCGAAGCCGACAAACACGUCUUUUUGGCUGGCGUCGCCUCCCUUUCCGAGAGGCUGAAGGGGAAGAUCCACGAGACCAACCUGACCUACGAGGACUUUCCCACCUCGAAAUACAUGGGGCCGCUACAGUACACCAUCUGGAAAUCCCUUUUCCAGGAUAUCCAUCCGGUGCCGGCAGCCCUGACGUUGGACCCCGGCACGGCUCACCACCGCCUGAUCCUCUCCGACGACUGCACCAUCGUGGCGUACGGCAACCUGCACCCCCAGCCGCUGCAGGACUCCCCCAAACGCUUCGACGUGGAGGUCUCGGUGUUGGGUUCGGAGGCGUUCGGCGGCGGGCCCUGGACCCGGCUCAACGUCAAGAGCAAGCUGGAGAAGGUGGGGGUCUUCCUGGACUACGACAAGGGGCUCCUCAUCUUCUACAACGCCGACGACAUGUCCUUGCUCUACACCUUUCGGGAGAGGUUUCCCGGGAAGCUCUGCUCUUACUUCAGCCCCGGGCAGAGUCACGCCAACGGGAAGAACGUCCAACCCCUCCGCAUCAACACUGUUCGCAUCUGA